AUGCCUUUUGUAUUCUACCGGAGCGUGAGCGCUGGGUGGCGUGUUGGCGUUGCGGCGUCGCUGGACGGCCUGCACGUGCUUGUCCGCGACGGGCCGGUGGAGGAGACGGUCUCCGCGUCGGACAUUUACGUCCCACAGUUGUCCGAGGCAGAGGGCGACGCGCAGCUGUUGCUUCACAUGCCAGACCAUCCCUCAAUCUUCUUACAGAAGAGGAAUGCGGCACUCAUGUCACCCACGCCACUUGUUGGCUUGCCCCCCGUCGUGGAUUUGCUUCGCUACCGCGCCGCUAAUGACGAGUUCUUAACAGACAUUGGCGAUAACUUUUCCCUUCUAUUGGGCGAGGGCGGCUUCACUGGCGGUGGAACGUCGGACUGCGAGAUCGCCCUGAAGGCGGCCCUCGCGUGGAAAGUUUCACACAAACGCCAGGUUGUGGUCUCCUCCGGCCAUGCGCUGCCGAGCCUUUCUGGGGCCUUGCUGGACACUUGCUGUACGCUCUUUGAAGCGACGCCAUUGCAGCGAAGUAUGGUUGCGGCUGGCGUACGCGUGAUUUCCGCCUUCACGUCUACCGUGGGGCGGCGGCAUAUGUGCUACCUGCAGGCACAUGUGUGCGUUAAGGAAGAGGCAGCGGAGGAGUUGCAGUGCGUUUGCUUGGAAUGCAAUCAUCUGUUCGUGACUGGUAUUGGGGGGCCCAAUGACUUUAAUUUUAAGAUAUUUUCAUACAUCUUGUAUGGGCUCACUGAGCAAGGGAGGGAGCGGCUUUACAUUAACCACAGACAGCGGAGUUUUGUCUGUCAGUCGAGCAUUGAGGAUGCCGCCCUCAUUGCACGUCUGCAGGAGGAAUAUGUCGCCUUCACGCGGGCGACGGAAGCCCUUGGCCUCUCCGGUGCCACGCUGCAGGCGGUACUCAGGCAGGUGGCAGCGAUUGUGCAUCUCACCGAGGUGGAAUUCUACGCGGACGGCACCCCGUCAAACCUCCCGGCCCUCAAAAGCGUCGCCAGUCUCCUUGAACUGGACUUUGAGGAGUGUCUGAGUACGUUUUCCUCCCGGGAAGUUUGCGUGACCGCCGCCCGGCUGCUCUACCGCGCCGUCGUUGUCACGCUGGUGAAGAAGGUAAAUGCCGCACUCCGCUUCGCUGGGAAGGCGACGCGUCCGCCGCCCUCCAUUACUCUGCUCGUCAUGCCGCCGCUUCCCCCGGCGGGGUCCGAUAGUUUGGAGAACAUUGUCCUCGCCACCAUGUAUGAGGAAGUGCUGCAGGCUUUUCUCCGCACCAGCGACCAUGAGGUGGUGCAGUGGCAACGCGCCGGGCUUUGUGCGCCGGGGAAGUUGCAGGAGUUGUUCGCCCCGAUGGACAAUUAUGGCCUGCUCAAGCUGCUGUACGGACUCGGUGGUGUGCUCUCUUUGGCCCGCUCGGCGCGGGGGGAGGAAACCGUUAAACCGGCACUAGCAAGCUGCGCGAAAAGCGCGCAUGCAAGGCUGAACGCCAGCACGCUAAUGCUCACUCUCGACCAUUCGUUUGGGACGCGGCAGUACCAGUUUCCCCGCGCCACAGACGAUGCGGCGCCACUGAAGUCCGUGUACCAUGCGGACUUUAAAACCCUGACGCACAUUUCUUAUCGAGAAUGCGGAUGUAGAGACGCAAGAAGCUCUGCACGCCCUGACGCAGACGGAGGGUGGUGUCGCGCAACACGUCGUUGCAGAAGAGUUGCUCCACGUGAGGCCCUUGCUUGA
This is a messenger RNA of Trypanosoma conorhini, 1728 nucleotides long. RefSeq lists its product as uncharacterized. The record is from RefSeq and is a predicted model, not a curated record. Bases 1 to 1728 code for a protein of 575 amino acids. The transcript has a single exon. NCBI's taxonomy places the organism in Eukaryota, Euglenozoa, Kinetoplastea, Trypanosomatida, Trypanosomatidae.